AUGGCAUUGGUGACCCAUCAGAUGCAGGGUUCUUGUGCAACAUUUCCUUCAACGCCUUUAUCUUGGAGCAAAGGGGUGAAUUCGAAGCAACGUGUAACAACACUUCAGAUUUUAGGGAGAACAGAUUUGUGUUUCUCAGUAAAACGCAAUCUUCGCUUGCGUGUAGGGGCUUUUGCACAUGGAUCCAAAGUGAAGCUUUUGAGAGUUUCAGCUUUUAAAGGCAGUGCGCAAAAUGACGAAUCAGGAGGCAGAGCAAAUGGAUCCAAAGUCUCCAAAAAAUCUGUUAAACUUUCUUAUGAGCCAAAAGAAAGUGGGGAGACCAUAAUAGACUCUUCAAAGGUGCAUUGUAUUCCAGUUUCCUAUACUUCUGAAGCAAAUGACCGAAUCGUAGGAUCUCCUGCUAUUAAUAAAUUAUUCAAGAAAUGGCUCAGCAUGUUAGGCACACAAUCACCAAGUCAAGUUGCAGAUGAGAUUCUGGAAGAAGGACCUCCUCCAAGAGAAGAAUUGCAACAAGCUCAAAAUACCACCCAAAAUAAGGAGAGAGUUGAGAUUAUGAAGUCAGUUUGGUGUCACUUCCUGAGUCUGGAUGCAACAAUAAAGAUACCCAUACUGACAUUCAUCCCUUUGUUCCUGGCCAUCAAUGUGAUACAUGGAGCUGGCGUGUCAAAGGAAUUGAUGCCUUUGUGGAUUUUGGGUCCCUUGAUUGUUGCUUUCUACAUCAAGUUACUCCAGGGCUUGUGGGCUCUCUAUGUCUUCAGCUUUAGGCAGACAGUUAAAGUUAUUAAGAAUGUACCAACCUACUAUCUCAUAGCCUCUGGCUAUAUCAGACAGGGGAAGCUCAAAGAAGACAUACAAGCUCGUGUGUUGCAACCUGUGCAGAACUUUAAGAACUUGGACCGCAAAGAGUUUUCAAGAAAAAGAUGA
Molecule: messenger RNA, 924 nt
Organism: Dovyalis caffra
Lineage: Eukaryota; Viridiplantae; Streptophyta; Magnoliopsida; Malpighiales; Salicaceae
Source: the annotation of a GenBank genome assembly